Fimicolochytrium jonesii is the source of this 1011-nucleotide messenger RNA. RefSeq names its product ribosomal protein S5 domain 2-type protein. The coding region runs from base 173 to 910 and encodes 245 amino acids. Gene Ontology annotation, biological process: nuclear mRNA surveillance; rRNA catabolic process; poly(A)-dependent snoRNA 3'-end processing. Gene Ontology annotation, cellular component: cytoplasmic exosome (RNase complex); nucleolus; nuclear exosome (RNase complex). The transcript has 5 exons. The record is from RefSeq and is a predicted model, not a curated record. NCBI's taxonomy places the organism in Eukaryota, Fungi, Chytridiomycota, Chytridiomycetes, Spizellomycetales, Powellomycetaceae.
GGGGUUGCGCGAAGGGGUUGCGCGACAGGCCCAUGUCCGAAUCAAAGCGAAUGGGAAACGUAUUAAAAUGUGGCAUAUUGUCACGUGUUUGCACUUUUAAAUCAUCCUAACUUUCACGCAAUUCGAUACCCCAAAUUCGCGAAUCUUCCCACGAACACGACCACCUUCAAAAAUGUCAAGCAGAGUGGAAAUAGUAUCUCCAGAGGGUCUCAGAGUGGAUGGGCGCAGGCCGCUGGAGCUCAGACGGGUGCUGACGCGGAUAGGGGUGUUGUCUCAGGCCGACGGUUCGGCGUAUGUGGAGCAGGGGAAUACGAAGGUGCUUGCUGCCGUGUAUGGACCGCGAGAGCCCGUGAAACGCUCCGGCGUACAGCACGACCGCGCCCACAUGAACGUAACCUACUCCCUCUCCUCCUUCUCCUCCGGCGAGCGGCGGCAACGUGCACGGAAAGACCGGCGUCUGCUCGAAAUCGGGUCGCAGAUAAAGCGUACUCUCGAGUCAGUCGUCACCGUCACCGCCUACCCAAGAUCCGAAAUCGAUGUGUAUCUGCAGGUUCUGCAGACGGAUGGUGGGGGGCUGCAUGCUGCAAUCAAUGCGGCGACGCUGGCGCUGAUUGAUGCGGGGAUACCGAUGACGGAUUAUGUGUGUGCUUGUUCGGCGGGGUGGGUGAAUAACCAGGCGAUUUUGGAUCUGAACUACCUGGAAGAAGCAGCGGAUGUGCCCACCCUCACAGUCGGCCUGCUACCAAAAAGCGGCAAGAUCACCAUGAUCUCGCUGGAAUCCCGGCUCCACGUCGACAAGCUCGAAGCAGUAAUCAACCUCGCAUCCGACGGAUGCCACCAGCUGAAAGAGGUCCUGGAUGAUGCGGUUAGGGAGUCGACGAAGAAGCUUGCGAAAACUAUCUUGCAGUGAUGGGAUUUUGUUACGAAGAAGGGAAACGCGGACUUGGGAAUGAGGGGGAUGAGGGGACUGUAGACGAGGGGAGUCGGCGUCGGCGUCGGCAGAAUGAUGGG